Olea europaea var. sylvestris is the source of this 2667-nucleotide messenger RNA. Its product is annotated as zinc finger MYM-type protein 1-like. The coding region runs from base 1 to 2667 and encodes 888 amino acids. The transcript is spliced from 4 exons. Lineage: Eukaryota; Viridiplantae; Streptophyta; Magnoliopsida; Lamiales; Oleaceae. The record is from RefSeq and is a predicted model, not a curated record.
AUGUCCCAUAACCCAUUUUAUUUGCCCUUUUUCAUUUCAAUCGACCCUCCCAGUCGGCCAGCCCCAACUCCGUUUCCAGACUCCAAGCCAGCAGAAGACGAGAGGCAGGUCACUGAGUUCAGGCAGCAGGCACAGGCGCGCAGCUCCAAGAAUUUCGAAUUUUCCCCAAAAUUACCGAACCCUUUUCCUCAAUCUUCAGGUUCAGGCAUCAAAAUCUCGGACCGCUCGAGUCUGCGAGAGCGAGACAGUGAGAGUGAGACUGUGAGAGGCGAAUGUGACAAUGUCGAUGGGAAUCAUAGGAUGGGGUUCACUGGUUCAGGGGAUGACAUUUUGCAGAUUAUGGAACGAUUUUUUCAACCAAAACGAAAGUCCAUACCCAAUUCUUCUACUUCUAGUUGUGGGUCUAGUCCCGCCACUGAUUCUAGUCGAGCACAAGAGUUAUUGAAUAACACAAAGAAGUCUCGGGCUCAAUUGAAUGUGGAUGAUCUUGUAUCUGAUCCAGGGAAACGGCCCCCUAUCGAAUCAUAUGAUCCUAAAAUUAGAGAUGUUGUUAGGAUGGCAUACUUGGAGAAGGGUCCUUGUCAACCAUAUGAACAUGAUUUCCCAAGAAGACCGAUGGAGAAUGAUAAUAGAUGUUUUCGGAAAGAAUGGUUCUCCGAAUUUCAUUGGUUGGAAUACAGUAUAGAAAAGGAUGCGGCGUAUUGUUUGCAUUGCUACCUGUUCAAACCUGAUAGAGGGAGUCAAGGGGGUGGACAUAUAUUUACUAAGACCGGUUUUAGGAAUUGGAAGCACAAAAAGACAUUGAAAGAUCAUGUCGGUCUCUUUGAUAGUUCUCAUAAUCAAGAUUUUGCAAAGUGUACCAACUUGAUGAAUCAAAAGCAAAGUAUCUCUUACGUUAUUUCUAGCCAAAGUAGUAGUCAACAACAAAGUUAUAGGACCAGGUUGACUGCGGUGCUAGAUUGUACUAGACUCCUCUUAAUGCAAGGAUUGUCAUUUCGUGGUCAUGAUGAAUCGGAAGAGUCUCUUAAUAGAGGAAAUCCGAUUGAGGUAUUGAACUGGUAUGCAGCUCGUUGUAAGGAAAUUAAAGAAGUAUUAUUUAGUAAUGCUCCUGGAAAUGACCAAAUGACUUCACCAACCAUCCAAAAGGAUUUGAUUAAUUGUUGUGCUGUAGAGACGACAAGGGCAAUUAUCAAUGAGAUUGGUGAUUCUUUGUUUUCAAUUUUAGUUGAUGAGGCUCGCGAUAAUUCUAUGAAAGAACAAAUGGCAGUUGUUUUAAGGUUUGUUGAUAAAAGUGGGCGAGUGAAGGAGCGUUUUUUGGGUAUAUCCCAUGUCACUGAUACUUGUGCCCAAUCACUGAAGGAUGCCAUUAAUGCAAUAUUUCCUACACAUGGGUUGAGUAUAUCUAGUCUGAGAGGUCAAGGCUAUGAUGGAGCAAGUAAUAUGUCAGGUGAGUUCAAUGGGUUGAAAGCUUUAAUUCUUAGAGAGAACCCGCAUGCUAUGUAUGUUCAUUGCUUCGCUCACCAGCUUCAGUUAGCAAUUGUAUCUGUGGCACGUAGGAAUUGUAUGGUUGGUGAUUUUUUGGACGUACUUGCUAUUAUUGUGAAUUUGGUUGGUGCAUCAUGUAAGCGUGUAGAUGCUCUUCGAACAAGUUAUCAAGCUAAUAUUCUGGAGAAACUUAAUACUGGGGAACUUAUUGGUGGAAGUGGUCAGUUUCAAGAAAUGAGUUUGGCACGCCCAGGUGAUACUAGAUGGGGCUCACAUUUAUUGACAGUUACUCGUUUCAUUAAUAUGUUUAAUGCUAUUAUAGAUGUUCUUGAGAAUAUAUCAGAAGAUGCCGUACAUUCAGAUCAAAAAUCUUUGGCCUUAAGACAAAUGAACAAUAUGCAAGAUUUUGAGUUUGUGUUUAGUCUUCACUUUAUGUUUGAAAUUCUUGCAAUUACAGACGACCUUUCACAAGCCUUACAGAAAAAGGAUCAGGAUAUUCAGAAUGCUAUGAGGUUAUUGAAUUUGUGUAAGUGUGCAUUGCAGAACUUGAGAGAGAAUGGUUGGGAUACUUUAUUCAGUAGGGUGAUUGAGUUUUGUGUUGAUAGACAUAUUUUAGUGCCUAAUAUGGAGGAUAUUGUAGUGGUGAAAGGUCGACCUAGGCGUGUAGCUCAACAGGUGACUUAUUUUCAUCGCUUUUAUGUUGAUUUAUAUUGUCAUGUGAUAGACUCAAUCUUGCAAGAGUUGAAUGAUCGAUUUCCAGAAACAACUACUGAGCUUUUUACUUGCAUUUCAUGUUUAAGUCCAAGAGAUUCAUUUGCAGCUUUUGAUAAGGAUAAAUUGCUACGUUUUGCUCAGUUCUAUCCUUUGGACUUCAAUAGUGAAGAACUUUUAUUACUUAGACCUCAACUUGAUAAGUUUCUUUUGCUUGUGAGAAUGGACGAAGCUUUCUUUAAUCUCAAUAGUAUAUCCUGGGUAGCUCAGAAGUUGAUUGAAACUAGAAGUUCCUGUUAUUUUCCAUUGGAUUAUAGGUUGCUCACCUUGGCUUUGAUAUUACCUGUGGCAACUGCAAGUGUUGAAAGGGUAUUUUCUGCUAUGAAUCUAAUCAAGAGUGAUUUGCGCAACAAAAUGGGUGAUAUCUGGUUGAAUGACAAUUUGUUGUCUAAGUUUACAGUUACAGAGUAA